AUGCUACGGUACAUAUCAAACACCCCCAUUAUAAGAAGGGGUAUACGACAUUCUUUCAAAGGUUCAUUAGUAUUAUCGUUUAAAAAUAUACAUAAUUCAAGUAUAAAUAUACCUCAGUUUUCAGUCGAUGACUUUUUAAUAAAUGAAAGUUCUCUUGCUCAUGAUCAGUCCCAUGCAUCAGGUAAAGAGAACCUAAUUUCAACAGAAACAUUCAUUCUGCAAUUCAAUUCUAAAACCAAGAUUAAAGCGAUUGAGAACCAAAUUGAACGAUUAAUAGAAGAGAAAGAGUUCAAGACAAUAUGGCUGAUUGCAAACCUUAUGAAAGAAUACCGUAUACCUCCUUCAAAUAAACUAUACAUAAUAUUAUUAAAAGCUUGCUAUUUGAUGAAUAAACCUGAGGCUACAAGUCUUGCAACAAGAUUGUAUUAUGAAGUAAUGACACUAUAUGAAAUUAAGAAAGGAGAACAAAAGAUAACUCAAGAUGUUCAUAAUGGUUUAGCAUACUUUCUACUUGUAUCUUUUCAAUGUUGCGAUGAUUUUACAGAAUUAAUAACUUUGAAAUUGUUGUGGGAAAAUUACAUUAUUGAUAACGUUGAUAAACCAAUUUAUGAAUUGUUAUAUCAUUCGGCAUAUAUUAAUACUUUACUCAAUACAACUCAAAAUCAGAUCGCUAUUGAUCAUUUUGAAAAAACCUUCGAAGAGCUAACUCAAUUAGAUACAGUGGGAAAUUAUCAUCAAUUUGAUAGAUACGACUUGCUUCUGACUUUACCAACUAUCCGAAUUCUUGAUAUAAUGGCAUCUAACAAAGAUUGUGAAAGAUUGCAAAAAUGGCUUUUGAUAAUACACGAUGAACAACGAAUACAGUUCAACAAUAAGAGUAAUGAUUGUACAAUAAUCCUUAAUGAAAAUAAUUGGCUAAGGUAUCUAAAUGUUGGUCUUCUAAACAAUAGUUACGACUUGGUCAAGAGCAUAUACGACAAUUUUAUUAUGAGCGGUUUCAGUGAUGGUAUCUCGACGGAAGAUGUACUAUUUCGAAAAGACCCCACUAUAUCUAGCUCAUUUUCUGGGAACGUUGUUUUGGAUUCCGUCAAUGACGAAACAAUUUCUCAAAUUCUUCAUACAUUCGCAAUUAACGGUGAUGUAAACCUGACGCUUGCUUUAAUCGAGUCACAUUAUAUUCACAAGACAAUGAAAGGAGAAAAGGCUUUAACAAAAGAUCUAUGUCUCAAGAUUAUUGAAUCGUACUGCUAUCAUCCUGAUUUACAAAAUAAUUGGAGUGAGGAUGAAAUAAUAAUAUCGAAGAAUUCUAAUGACGAGAGUGUUAGGAGAGUUUUAGAUGUAUUGAACAGUUUCGUCGUAAAGUUUGAUACAGAUAAGAACAAUAAUAUCAGUUAUCGUGACAUAACCGAUGCUAUGUCUUUUAAAUUUGUUAAUUAUAAGGUUUACGAUAAGAAUAUAAUAAAAGCAAAACAUAAAGAAUUUGAAAUAUCUGAAAAGAUUAAGCAUCCAGAAGACCUUGAUAAGGUGCCAGGAUUGCCAAGAAAGAUCUCCAAUAAAAAUAUUGAAAGCUCUUAUCAAGGGAAUAUACUAGCAAAUCUUGAGACUUUGUCAAGAUUUAUCUUGGACCAUCUAGAAUAUUUGCGUGAGAAGAAUUAUUCUAAAUCAACAAUAAUCCUAUUCGUCAAUUGCAUUUUAAACCAUACCAAUCUAUAUCAGAAUUUUUCAGGAACAGUGAAAGCAUUAUCAACUAUACAUAAGAUUUAUCCAAAUAUGGUCACUGAUUACCUAAAUGAUGAUCUGAUCAAUAUCAUACUAAAUUCAUUAGCAAAUUCUAAUUCAGCUAAAAUCUCGUCAUUCCUUUUAUUUAAAUACUUGCAUAAGAAAAAAAACGUAACUCACGACCAUUAUAGAUGUUUCAUAUCUGCAAUAUUGAGAGGAGAUUUCCAUGACUGUUUACAAUUUUUUCUUUAUAAUUACUUGGUAGACUAUGGCGGUAUAAUAGAUCCAAAAAUCAUGCAAAUGCUUCAAAGCUUACCUUCAGAUGUUAUCCAAUCCAGUGCAAGCACCUCGUCUUUGUUAACAUUCAUACAAGAUAGAACUAAAAUCAAAUCAAACCAACAAGUUUCGAAUUAUCCAGUGAUUUCACUUGAUGAAAUUAAUGAGUUUUGGAGACUUAUGAAACUCUCUCAUCAGGAACCAUAUGUUGGAGACGCCAAUAUUGCUGAAUUUAAAAGAAUGUAUAACCAUUCUUUCGAUGUAAGAGAUGCCCAUUAUUUGUCUUACAUAUUUCAAUUGCCAGUUUAUGAUAGGGUUUCACUACAGUAA
Molecule: messenger RNA, 2325 nt
Organism: Debaryomyces hansenii CBS767
Lineage: Eukaryota; Fungi; Ascomycota; Pichiomycetes; Serinales; Debaryomycetaceae
Exons: 1
Coding region: 1-2325 (774 amino acids)
Biological process (GO): Group I intron splicing
Cellular component (GO): ribonucleoprotein complex
Molecular function (GO): calcium ion binding
Source: RefSeq, a predicted model, not a curated record